Durio zibethinus is the source of this 1665-nucleotide messenger RNA. RefSeq names its product BTB/POZ and MATH domain-containing protein 3-like. Gene Ontology annotation, molecular function: protein binding. Lineage: Eukaryota; Viridiplantae; Streptophyta; Magnoliopsida; Malvales; Malvaceae. Gene Ontology annotation, biological process: protein ubiquitination. The record is from RefSeq and is a predicted model, not a curated record.
GCCCGCCAUCUUAUCGUACACAAAUCCCAUAAACCAACCCAAACGAAGCGAAAAAAAAAGGUCUCCACGAAACUUCUUACACAUUCCCCUCUGGUCGUUUUAUCACCGGGGCCACCGUGAGCGCCGCCACUGCUACAAGAGAAAAUAACUCAACAUCUUCAAUCCCCCAUUUUACCCUCAGAAAUUAUCCAAAAUUACCUACGAAAUGCAAUUUCUAGGGUUAGGGUUUUGGUGAACUCGAUGAAAAGAAGAAAGAAAACUACCAUGGACGAUUUCAAGGACUCGGUAUCAAAAUCGGUGAGUGAGACGGUGAACGGGUCACACCAGUUCACAAUCAAAGGUUACUCGUUGGCGAAAGGGAUGGGUCCCGGGAAAUGUAUAGCCAGCGAUGUUUUUACCGUUGGAGGUUACGAUUGGGCGAUUUACUUUUACCCCGACGGUAAAAAUCCCGAGGAUAAUGCGAUGUAUGUUUCGGUUUUCAUUGCUUUGGCUAGUGAAGGUACCGAUGUUCGAGCGCUUUUUGAGCUUACCCUUGUGGACCAGAGUGGGAAAGGGAAGCAUAAGGUUCACAGUCACUUUGAUCGGGCGUUGGAGAGUGGGCCGUAUACUUUGAAGUACAGAGGGAGCAUGUGGGGUUAUAAGCGAUUCUUUAGAAGAACAACUUUAGAAACUUCUGACUAUAUAAAGGACGAUUGCCUAAUCAUGAACUGCACUGUUGGAGUAGUCAGAACUCGCCUCGAGGGACCGAAACAGUGUUCUAUUUCUGUACCUCCAUCAGACAUGGGUCAGAAUCUUAAAGCCUUGUUAGAGUCUGAAGUUGGUUGUGAUAUAAUUUUUCAGGUUGGUGAUGAGACAUAUAGAGCACAUAAGUUGAUCCUAGCUGCCCGCUCACCUGUUUUUAGGGCACAGUUUUUUGGGCUUGUUGGGGACCCUAAUAUGGAUAAAGUAGUUGUGAAAGAUGUUGAGCCCUCUAUCUUCAAGGCAAUGCUCUUGUUUAUUUAUACCGAUAAGCUUCCUGAUGUACAAGAGAUUACAGGCUCAACGUCUAUGUGUAUGUCUACCAACAUGGUGCAGCAUCUUCUGGCCGCUGCUGAUCUGUACAAUUUAGAUAGACUUAAAGUGUUGUGCGAGGCAAAAUUGUGUGAAGAACUUAAUGCUGACACAGUGGCAACGACUCUUGCACUGGCCGAGCAGCAUCAUUGCGUGCAGCUUAAAGCUAUAUGUUUGAAAUUUGCUGCAACUCCAGCUAACUUGGGAGCGGUAAUGCAGUCAGAAGGGUUCAGGCACUUGGAGGAAUGUUGCCCAUCUUUGUUGUCGGAGCUGUUGAAGACCUUUGCAUCCGGUGAGGAGAGCUCAAGUCUGCUGUCAAGUAGGAAGAGGAGUGGCAGCAGUGUUUACGGGAUAGAUCUAGCAGCAGAAGGUCCUAUGGAAGAACCGGUGAAUCCUAAUGGCAGGCGUGUUCGGAGGCGCUGAAUCCUAAUGGUAGGCGUGUUUGUGGUAUUUCUAGGACAUACAUUCCACAUACAUCGCAGGAGUGGAUUUUUAACUAAACCCUAGUUAUCUAUUACAUGUUAAUAUUAGUUAUAACUUGUAAUGCUUUUUUUUCUCUGUAUAAAGUAACUAUGUUUCCUUGAGGGUUGAAAAGUAUUCUCUUUGGUUUUUGCA